This is a messenger RNA of Vicia villosa (hairy vetch), 1515 nucleotides long. RefSeq lists its product as uncharacterized. The transcript is spliced from 3 exons. Lineage: Eukaryota; Viridiplantae; Streptophyta; Magnoliopsida; Fabales; Fabaceae. Bases 1 to 1515 code for a protein of 504 amino acids. The record is from RefSeq and is a predicted model, not a curated record.
AUGCUGAUAUUGCAAAAUAAGAAAUCAUCAUGUGGUCAUCCUACCAGUGCCCCAUCCCCAAGUACAGUCUCCCCAGUUUCUAUUCCAAAUGUAGAAGAUAGAGCUCAUUCAAUUGAUGCUCGCAAGAAAAGAAGGCUUAUAUUAGAGAAUAGAAAGUUUUCUGUCAUACAACCUGAAACACAGUAUUCCCAAGUGCCACUGUCUAACUCCGAGGAUGAAUGCAGCUCAUCCAAUACUUCAGACUCUGAAGAUGAUAUGGAACAAGCACCGUUAGCAGAUUCAAAAUUACAAGAAUAUUCUGAUAUAGGGGAUCAAAUAUGGGAAUGUACAUAUUGUCAUGCACACAUGUGGCUUCAAGAACGUGCCAGUAAAACCAAAAAGGAACAUGUUCCCACAUUCCAUCGCUGUUGUCGCGGUGGUAAAAUUGUUGUACCUUUACUUGAAGAGGCACCCCCACUGUUGAGACAUCUGCUGUUUAACAAAACAUCUACCGAGAGCAAAAAUUAUCGAAAUAAUAUUCGAACAUACAACUCAAUGUUUUCGUUUACUUCUCCUGGAAUGAAAUUUGACACCACAUAUUCAAAGAAAGGAGGACCACCAACUUUGAGACUGCACGGUCAAACCUGUCAUCGAAUAGGUACUCUACUACCAGAAAAUGGAGACCGUCCGCAAUAUGCUCAGCUAUAUAUUUAUGACACAGAUAAUGAAGUUACUAAUAGAAUGAAGUGUUUCAGAGACAAUACUGAAAUUGACGAGAACACUGUUCAUAAUUUGAAGAUCAUGUUAGAUGAGUUCAAUAUUCAUGCAAAAGUCUUUAGAAUGGCGAGGGAUGUCCUGGAAGAUAAUGCAUUCUUAGACUUAAAACUGAGGGUUAUAUGUGAUAGACCUGAGGAUGGACGCGUGUAUAACAGACCAACGGUUUCAGAAGUUGCUGCACUAAUUGUGGGAGACAUUGAUUCUGCUUGUAAUAGGGACAUUAUUAUUCAAGCACGCAACGGUGGUUUGCAACGUAUUGAUGAGUUUCAUCCAGCAUAUUUGGCAUAUCAAUACCCUCUGAUAUUUGCGUAUGGUGAAGAUGGUUAUAGGAAAAAUAUAUUGCAUAGAUAUCGCCAUGAAACUGAGGUGACCCGACAAAAUCGUCAGAGCAUCAAGGACUGGCUUUCAUACAAGUUACAAGACCGUAGCGAGGAGGCAAAAACUUUGCUACACUCACGGCGUCUAUUUCAACAGUUCUUGGUCGAUGGUUAUUGUAUGAUGGAAUCUGAAAGGCUGAACUGGUUGCGAAAUAAUCAAUCAAAAUUAAGAGUGGGAAAAUAUAACAGGUUGACAGAUGAAUGCAAUAACGAUGAUGGCAGACAACAACAAAAGUGGGGAAAGCGAGUUGUCUUGCCUUCAUCUUUUGUUGGGGGGGAAAGAUAUAUGGAUCAACUGUAUUUUGACGAAAUGGCAAUUUCAAGUAGAUUGGGUUUUCCAGACCUAUUCAUUACAUUUACUUGCAAUCCAACAUGGCCAUAA